This is a messenger RNA of Cannabis sativa, 1218 nucleotides long. RefSeq lists its product as uncharacterized. The record is from RefSeq and is a predicted model, not a curated record. The transcript has a single exon. Gene Ontology annotation, molecular function: acyltransferase activity, transferring groups other than amino-acyl groups. NCBI's taxonomy places the organism in Eukaryota, Viridiplantae, Streptophyta, Magnoliopsida, Rosales, Cannabaceae. The coding region runs from base 170 to 739 and encodes 189 amino acids.
AAAGUGACAUCUCCAAAAGGCACAAUUUUGUCUCAAUCUAAUUUUCAACCUCUAUUUCCAAGCAAUUUCUUCGAACCAUUAUUUGGAUGCCUAAGCAUAUAAAUUCAAAGGAACCCUUCCUUCAUCUUUGCCACUACUUAUUGCAGUUUAUUAUAAAAAUCCAAUAAACAUGGAGGAAAGUCCUAGCCAACAAGAUCAUGGAACUUGUUUCACAGAAGGUGACAAUGGAUUGUCGAAAAUCUCCAUCAACCUCAGGCCAUUGAAUGUUUCUGACAUAGAUGCUUUCAUGGUAUGGGCCACAGAUAAAGAAGUGGCUCGUUUUUGCACUUGGGAACCUUACACCAGCAAAGAGGAUGGCAUAAAUUUCAUCAAGGAUAAGGUAAUCCCUCACCCUUGGUUCAGGGCAAUCUGCAUAAACGACACCCCAAUAGGUGCCAUUUCGGUGACCGCGAAUUCGGGCAAUGAUAAAUGCAGAGGAGAGCUUGGUUAUGUUCUUGGGACCAAAUAUUGGGGUAAAGGAAUUGCAACUGAGGCUGUGAAAAUGGUUUCUGAGAUAAUAUUCAAAGAAUGGCCACAUUUGGUGAGACUUGAGGCUUUGGUAGAUGUGGAAAAUAUAGGCUCUCAAAGGGUUCUUGAGAAAGUUGGGUUUUUAAGAGAAGGGAUUCUUAGGAAGUAUAUGUUGCUCAAAGGAAGGUAUAGAGAUAUGGUGAUGUUUAGUAUCCUUUCUGGUUCACAUUAAUUCCAACACUUAAUUACAAUGUCUGGAUUGGAUUGGCUACUCAUUUCUCUUUCCAUUGUCACUAUGUUACUUUAAUUAAUAUUGAGAUUUAAGGUUUGAAUUCCUUGAUGUGAGAGUGGUGGCUUUUCCUAGGUCUUUGAAACUUGUGGCUGACCUCCUUGCCGGUUGGUUGGGUUCGAGAGGAGAAGUUUGUGUCUCUUGCUUGUUUGAGAGAAGUGGCCCCUUUGCAGUUACUACUUUUGCUUAGUUUUGGAUUUUGAAUAAAGUUUGCUUCUCACCAAAAAAAAAAAAAAAUCGUAAAAAUCUGAAUUUGCAUUUGUUUCUACUUAAUUGAAUUUCAAGUCUAACAUUAAAUAAUUGUAACCAGUUAUGGAGGAAAAACGUGACCGGAUUAGGAUAGGGUUUAUGGGUCACUUGUUGCUUUCUUGUCUACCAAUGUAUUAAAUGCAGGAAAUAAUUGAAUUAGAAAAGUGGUUAUG